AAUUUCCUCAAUGGUUGACUGGCUUUGCUCCAAAUAUGGUGAACGUAUUGGAAAUUUCAACGAACGCGAAGAGUAUACAUUUCCAAGUUUAUCAGUUUUGCGAGAGCAUCAAGUGGAGCUGGAACUCAGCUUGCGGGAAGCCAAAUUUGGCUAUCGUGCAAAAUUUAUCGCACAAACAAUUGCCAAAAUUGACGAGUUUGGCGGCAAAGCAUGGUUUGGCAAACUUCGCGCCAUGUCCUACGCAGAUGCGCGCAACGAACUAGUACGUCUACCUGGUAUUGGUUACAAAGUUGCCGAUUGUAUUUGUCUUAUGUCACUGGGUCACUUGGAGGCUGUGCCCAUCGAUACUCACAUUUAUAAAAUUGCACAAACUGUUUACAUGCAACAGCAAUUGGCGAAGGUGAAAACUGUGACGCCGCGCAUUUAUGAUGAAAUUGCAAAUCAUUUUCGCAACGUUUACGGCCCAUAUGCGGGUUGGGCACAAGCAGUGCUUUUUUGUGCCGAUUUGCAACAAUUUCAGACAACAAAAGAGCCGGCUGCCGCAGUGUCCAGUGUCCGGAAGAAAUCGGAGAGUUCUUGCGCUAAGCCAAAGAAGAAACGAAAAUAAAAAAAAUUGCAUGUUGCAAAAGCGUUUCUUUUUAGUUUAUUUUUUAUAAGAAAUAUAUUCUAUGUUUAUUGUAUUUCACUGUGUUGUGUUGCAUAACAGUAAAAUUCUUUGAAUUUUA
Molecule: messenger RNA, 725 nt
Organism: Rhagoletis pomonella (apple maggot)
Lineage: Eukaryota; Metazoa; Arthropoda; Insecta; Diptera; Tephritidae
Gene: Ogg1
Product: N-glycosylase/DNA lyase
Biological process (GO): base-excision repair, AP site formation; base-excision repair; nucleotide-excision repair
Cellular component (GO): nucleus
Molecular function (GO): 8-oxo-7,8-dihydroguanine DNA N-glycosylase activity; damaged DNA binding
Source: RefSeq, a predicted model, not a curated record